Messenger RNA from Chrysemys picta bellii (western painted turtle), 7781 nucleotides. NCBI's taxonomy places the organism in Eukaryota, Metazoa, Chordata, Testudines, Emydidae. The record is from RefSeq and is a predicted model, not a curated record.
GGAAGUCGCGCGAGAGCGGUGGAGGGGAGGGGCGGGACGGAGCGGAGAGCAGAGCGCUGCGGCGGCCGGAGCGAGCGCGGCGGCUGUGCGCUGCUGAGGGGGUGUGACAUGGCUGCGGGCGCCGGACGCUGCGGAGUCAGGUAUUUUUGAGCUGACUUUCUUCCAUGACUACUAAAAGCAAUUAAACCAUGGAUACUUAUACCAGGGCCCGAAGCAGUCAAACAAAGCCUAAAGUGUCAAUGAAAAAGGAUUUCACUGAUGGUGUACUACGCUCUGUGAAAUCAUUGCUGCAGAGCAGAAAAGAAUUAUGUAACGUGUCCGCUGAAGACUGUUUAAGGCAGGAGGAACAGGACAAUUUUAUUGAGAUCACAUUUCUAGGUUUUGCUGGAGAGACAGAUGCUGCUCAUAUGCAGGAAUUGGCUGCUGUUUCUGUAGAGCUCCCAGAUGUUCUGAAAUCACUCCAUUUCUGUAGUCUAAAUGAAAAUGAAGUUAUUUUUCUAAAGGAUAUAAAUAAACCCAUGGAAACCAGCGAUGUCUCUAAACAUCAGAAUCACCUUUCUGGAGUGCUUUGUGUGAUGAGCUUGUCUCCUUCGUUCCCAAGGAUCAAAGUUGAUUCUGUAUUUACCUUACUGAGUAAAUAUGCUACUGGUGUAAGAUAUACAAUGGAAGUAUACUCAUUACAGAAACAUGAAACAGAGAUGUCCCAUGCAGAGGAUGAUGACACUAAUCAGUCGGUGUCUUCAAUUGAGGAUGAUUUUGUCACUGCUUUUGAGCAUUUAGAUGAGGAUGAACCUUCAAAGAUACAAAAUGCUGGUACAACCUAUACUACUAAGAAUCACCGGGAUGCUGCUUCACAGACCAUCCCUGCUCAUUGUUUAGAAGCUAUUGACUCAAAGAUCAUUGUGAGCUCUGGGCGUCGAAAAUCAUCUGCCAAAUCUUCUGCUUCUCUGAUAAAUAUCUUGGGACUUAAAGAACUGUCUUCAUCUGUAAAGAAUUCAGUCACAACCUCUAUUUCUGAUCCUUGGAUACAGAGGAGUUUUUACAAGCCAUGUAAUUCCUCUGAUCAACAUGUUAAUGUUUUGCAUAAAACAUUGUUUUCUUCCUCUCCUGCUGAAUCAUCUGAGUCAGAUUGCUCCAGCCCUAGCCCUGUUAUCUUCUUAGAUGAGGAAGGGUAUCAAAAAAGCUUGAAGGCAAAACUUCAGCUACCAAAAAUUCCAGUAGUGAAAGAUGGUAUAGAGGACUCAGACUCAGAAGUAAGUGAAUUUUUUGAUAGUUUUGAUCAGUUUGAUGAACUGGAACAGACUCUGGAAAGUACUUGUAAACUUAUAAGGGAUCCCAUCCUUGGUAAUCCACCCCAGAAGAGAAAGCUUGCCCUUGAACAAUUGUAUUCUAAAACUACUACUAUGAAUCCUCAAAAAUUCAAGUUUGAUCGUCCCACUCUUCCAGCCAAUGUAAGGAAGCCAACUCCUCGUAAACCAGAAUCGCCCUAUAGCAGCCUCUUUGAUGUUCCAGACUCCCCUCGGCCAGUGAAAACAGGAGAAGACAAUGGAAGUUUGUUCAGCCCUAUAAGAUCAUCAGCUUUCAGCCCACUAGGGAGCUGUGCUUCAACUGAAUGUCUUUGUCGGAUGGAUAUCUAUGGAGAUGGGCUUAAUCAAAAUCAUGAUGCACUUUAUAAUGAAUAUUCAGAUUAUGCAAACAGUGUUUCAUUUGAAAUACUGGGUUCUGUUUUUCCUUCUCCGUCUACAUCACUACAGAAACAUGCUGAAAACAUUUCCAGCCUUAAUAGGAUUGUCUCAAAAGAGGGAAAAGGUCAAAACGCAGAACUCCAGAGGAAAACUUCUGACAAGGAGCCAGAUAAGAAAAUUAAAUCUAAACACAAAUCACUAAUGAUUAAAGACAGCGUACAAAAAUUUGCAACAGAACUGGUUGAAAAAAGUUUUGGUAGUGCAUUUAAAGACUUACAAAAAGGAGUUUCUUCAUGCACCAAUGCACUGUGUCACUUGGCUGCUAGAUUGACUUCUUCAGUCUUUCAAAUGGCUUUUUAUGAGAUAGGAAGGCGGCGAGCCUUGUCACUGAAGGAACGUGCCAUUAAUGGACUAGCAAGCUUUAUGGUCAGUGAAGCUAUAACAAGUGCUUUAAAAGAAAUGCGAUACGUAAAGAAACAAAUAUUUACUAACACAGUUGCAAGAUUUGCAGCAGACCUCACUGAGGAACUUAUUUUUGAGGGAAUCAUGGAAGUCUGCCAGUUUUCACAUCCAUCAACACCAACGACUGCACAGGACUGGCCCUUUGAUUAUGAAGACAAAGUAGUGAGAUCAUAUGCCAAAGAUUUGUCUGAAUCUGUCAUUCAGGAAGCUUUCAUUGAAUUGUCCCAGGUUGAUGUUACCUUCACAACGAAAGCAGCAAUUAGUGUUUCCAUGGACAACAUAAAAUAUGUAAGUGCAGAAAGUACAUUGCAGUCAACACAGACUACCACUACUUUUCCUAAUUUUCAUGAUAAUGCACUUUUAGCAUUGAAUCCAAUACAAGAAACUGGAAAAGAAUAUACUGUACAACAAGCCUUGUUUUGUACUUCUGGUGUUGUAAGUUCAAUACCAGUGCCCUUAGCUGGAACAGCACUUUGUCAACAUCAGACUUCAUCUGAUGUUUAUAAGGCAAAAGUAUGGACUUGUCCGACAGCAGAUGGCAGUCUGAAAAUGUACAAAGACGCUACACAGCCAUAUUUUACAACAAAAAAGAGAGAAGAGGAAGUGGCUUCUCUUAGAAAUAUUUACCUGACUGCAGAUCACAGUGAAAGUAGUGCGCAAUGUUUUUUUAACCAGAAUGAUUUCAAACAAACAAACAAUCCUGGAGUGAAUAAUAUUUCAGAUUUAACAACUGGGCCAACAAGCAUCAACAGUUUCUCUGGAACAAUGGUAGAUAUGAUAGUAAAUGAGGCGUAUGAAGCAAUAACCUCAUCCGGGGUUACCAAAACAGUGGAGGAAUAUACAGAUUUUGUAACUAGAAAAACACCUCGUUGUCAGUGUGUUGGUGGAGAUAUCCCUAAGAAUACUUUUGCUGAUCAUUUGUCCAAGUAUAUUGUAAAACAUUCUGUAGAUGAAACUAAAUCAAUAUUCUCUCACACACACGAGACUGUAGAAUGUAAUGGAGGCUUACAGAUAAACACAGAUAACUGUAAAAAAGAACUGCGUAGUGCAGUAAAGAAACAAGAAUCUGAGAAACACAGAUUUGUUCCUAUAAUUGUGGAACCGCAACAGCUGCCUCUGAAUAACCCACCUAAUUUUCUUGUUACGUCAGUUGACUCUGCUCAGUGUUUACUUUCAGUGCCUAAAGAUUGUGUUCAGGAACGUAAAGGAAAUGAAGUACGUAGGUUUUCUUCAAGCACUCCACCGCCUUGUCCUACUGAGACUCUCGCUAGGUGUAAUGUAGAAGAGUUUACUGAUUCAGGAAGCUGUUCAAUAAAAUCCCAAAGUAAACUAUUGAAAAAACAUGAUAUGCAAGAAACAACGCUAGCUCCUUCAGCUUUUGGGCAGGAGAGCUGUUUUCUACGUGCAAGUAACCUUUCUUUGGUGAUGUUUGGCUGUGAAGAUUCUUUGCAGAUGGAAGAUAAAUCAAGCAUUAGAGAUGGAAAUGUCUGUGCAGUACCUGGUACACCACCACCAACUCCUUUAGUACCAUCUCAGACUAGUUCUGAAUGGAACCUAAGGAAGCUAACCAAGAAACUCAAGGGAGAAUUAGCAAAGGAGUUUGCACCUGCGACACCACCUUCUACACCUUAUAACUCAUCUGCUGCUGCCUUGUCUGCAACUGAACAUAACUCCUUGGAAAAGGAAGAGUUUAUGCUGAAACUCAUGCGAUCACUUUCUGAAGAAGUUGAAAGCAGUGAAGACGAAGAACACUCUGAAAUGCUUGUGGAGAAAACUGAACAUUCAGAGAAAACUGUACAGUAUGCUGAUCAUUUAGCUGGUCAUAUCAUUUCUAUGGCAACUGAAAUGGCUGCUUCCCAUUUAGAUGAUAAAACAAUUAAAAGAGAAUCUGACAAACACUGCCAAUUAAAUGCACAAAACAAAAUAUGUGGGUAUACUGCCUUUAUAAAUAUCCCAGAAGAAACUUUACAUUCGUUGUGGAAUUAUGCAGGUGAUAUGGCUGGAAAGGUUAUCAGUGAGGCUAAGAAGAUGAUAAAAUCAAGGCAUUGCAAGCUGCUGAGGUUGAAGCGGGUUAACUGUCAUGUAGAUUGUCUUUCUCUCAGAAAAGAUGAUAGAGACUGUAGGUCAAAAGAGAGGUGGUGUCCAGUAGUAAACCAGUGGUCCAGAGAGGUAGAUUCAUCCGUACUUUCUUUACCUCAGAAUUUAGGAACAACCGGUCUGACUUACAGGUAUCCAAGCUGUGAGAGCGUGACCGAUGAAUAUGCAGAUCACAUCAUUCGAGUUCUGAAAAGGGAAGGUGGCAACAGUGAGUUAAUAAUGGAUCAGUAUGCUAGUAGACUUGCUUAUAGAUCUAUAAAAUCAGGCCUACAACAAGCUGCCAGGAAAAUCAAACUGACAUACAACAGAAGAAUAUUUCCUGUACAGAACACACAGGUAAAUGGUAGGCUUGAGCUGUUCAAAAUAUUGAACAAAGAUAUGGAUACAAAAUGGCAAAUGAAAAGUGGUGUUCAUAGGUGUGGAGGCCAAGCCUGUGAAAUAAACAAUGUACACAGAACUGAAGGUACAGAAUUGUUACAUUUUUCUGAAUCCCUUGCUCAUCGUAUAACAUGUGAUGUCAGAAGAAAACUGAAAAUGUCAGCAGUUUGCUUGCCAAAAUCCUUAACAGAUUCCUGUCUGUAUAGAAAAUCUAAAUUUGAUGAAGCCACAGGGGACCGCCUUAAAACAACACUUUCUAAAACAGUUCUUCCUUUCUCACAAAAACAUAAACUGUAUCAUAGCACAGGCAAUUUAAAUGAAUAUGGCUACCGAGAAGGCAUCAUUCAAGCUAUAGAAGAGUAUGCUAGAAAAGUAGUGGAUGACACCUUAGAAAUGAGUUUGGAGUCUGCUGUUCUCCAAGCUGCUGAAAACAGGAAAAAUGGGGAUAGAUUCACUUACACAGAAAAGUUGUCUCCAUUUUCUGGAACGGCCUGCAGAUACUGUAGUAUGAAGGAAUAUCAGUAUUGUACUGGAAGUUCAUCUCCACAUCUGCCUGGACAAGAACCCCUCCCUAGAAUCAGGCAGAUCCCCAAUUCAGGGUUGGGUGGUGUCUGUCAAAAAUCAAGAAUUUUUCACCUUGAUAUUCCCAAAAUUCACAUUGACAUGGAACAGAAGACAGUAUUUUCUGAGAAGGUGGUUGGUGCAGCUAUUGAGAAAGCAGAGAGAGAGCUGAGCAACACAAGUCUGACAGCUGAUAGUGGUAUUGGACAUGGUGGAGUCAGCUUUGCUGAAAGCCUUACUACAGAAAUAAUGACUUCAGCUAUGACUAAUAUUGGUCAGGCUGUUAACAUAAGCUCUAUGGGAAGAGAAGGAUUUCACUCAGCUGAAUCUAUAGUUAGCCAGCAGAUGAGUCUCAGUAUUGGUGAUGAUAGCACUGGCAGCUGGUCCAAUCUAAGCUUUGAAGAUGAACAUCCCGAUGAGAGCAGCAGUUUCCUUCACCUCAGUGACAGUUCAGCUCUGUUCUCUUCUUCCCCUGGCAGUAAUGGUAACAGCAGUAGCUGGAGCAGUCUUGGUUUAGAAGGAGAUAUGUAUGAGGAGAAUUUAUCCUUUCCAACAUCAGACAGUGAUGGAACAGAAGAUAAAGAUGAAGACCCCAAGAAUGUUGUAGAAGUACACACACAGCAAUGGAAACAGCCUUCCAAGGGGAGCAGUGGGACCAAAAAACGCAAGUUUCAAAAUUGAGCUUGAUAAGUUUAUGGAGGGGGUGUUAUGAUGUCUACAGUGGCAUGUGGUCCAUCUGUGACUGCUAGUAGCAAAUAUCCGCAAUGGCCAGAGACAGGACACCAAAUGGGGAGGGCUCUGAGUUACUACAUAGAAUUCUUUCCCAGGUGUCUGGCUGGUCAGUCUUGCCGACAUGCUCAGGGUCCAGCUGAUGACCAUGUCGGAGUUUGAAAGAAUUUUGGGUCAGAUUGGCAGAGACCCUGCCUUCCUCUGCAGCCUGGGGCACAGAUCUUUUGCUGAUUUAAGCUUGAGUAAAUGGUGGAUUCUCUGUAACAUAAAGUCUUUAAAUCAUUUUGAGAACUUCAGUAACUCAACCAGAGGAUAUAGGUCUGUUACAGCAGUAGGUGGGUAAGAUUCUGUGAUGUGCAGGAGAUUAGACUAGAUGAUCAUGUCAGUCUCUUCUGGCCUUAAAAUCUAUAGGUCUGUGAGCCCUAUGUGGGCCUGAUGAAGGGGGAGCUGGUUAUGAUAUCUCUGUGUCAGCUGACAUUCCCAUAUAUUGGGAAGAUGUUUUAGAUGGGACCACAAGGAGUUUGCUGACUGACAAGGCCUCUGAAGUAUGAAAGAAUAAACCUCUAGUUAACUCUUCCCACUAGGGAGUGAAUUUUGCUGCACAACUUCAGUGCCUUGAUGUGGGGAAACAUACUUUCUGAUGUGGAAUACAACCACGGUCUUUUGAAAAAAUAAUUUAGUAGAUGUUAAGGAAAAGCAAAGAAAGUUUGGCUUGCCAUUAAGCAUCUGCAAGAAUCUGAGGGAGAUGAUUGACUAAAUUAAUCCUGCUUCUCCUGUCUUUAUCUACACAAUUAUCUUUUUAAUAGCUAAUACCUUUUGUGUAAUGUAAUCAAAUUAUAUUCUGCUCUGUAGGUAUACUGCAGUGCCUUCAAUAUUAAAUUGUUAGCUUUCCUUGUGUUUCCUACUUGAUUGAAAGAGCUUUAAAUUGUAGCAUCCACCAAGUGGCUAUAAGUAAAACAGUUCUUGAUCUUUAACUUUUCACACAAUUCCAAAAUGUUUUCUAGAGUUUAAUAUAUUACUCUUUUAUUAUGGAAUUUUGUGGUCCAUUUUUCUAGUGCAGCUAUUUCCAUUUUAUCGACUUAUCCACUCAUCAUUCAAUGGAGAGAAUUGUUGUUUCUUAUCAUUUUAUUGCUUGCGUUCUGGUAUCACCCAAAGACCACAAUCAGGAUUGUGACCCUUUGUGCAUGCUGAGCAAACACACAGGUAGGAUAACCCCUGUCCUGAAGAACAUUAGAGUAUGUCACAGUAUGGACAGAAAAAUACAUACUCUGCAUUCAUUUGGUAGCUAAGUGUGAAACAAAUAUAAUGCAAAGUGUAUUCAGUUUUCCUAAUGUCUGUUCCAUCUUUCAGAAUUUAUUGUUAAUUUAUCUGUUUAGCUAAAUCAGUUCUAAUUGUUCUGUUGUGUGGUUAGACUUUAUUAUGCUAUCAGAGAAUGACCACUUGUGAAGAGAUCAUGAUUACCCUUUAUCUGUCUGGGUAUUCAUCCUGCUUUGAGCAGGGGGUUGGACUAGAUGACGACCUGAGGUCCCUUCCAACCCUGAUAUUCUAUGAUUCUAUGUCAGUCACUAGUUCUGUCUUCUCUAAACUAAGAGAUGGGUGAGGUAAUAUCUUUUGUUGGACCAACUUCUGUGGAUGAAAGAGAGCCGCUUUCAAGCUUAUGCAGACCUCUUCUUCUGGUCAGAACUCUGUGUUAGCUCAAAAGCUUGUCUUUCUCACCAACAGAAGUUGGUUCAAUAAAAAAAUAUCACCUCACCCACUUUCCAAUGUGCUGGGGAGUGCUUGACCCCAGACCCCACCCGCACUCCUGUCCUUCCUCCCCCAAGGUCCCCACCUCAUCUCUUCCCACCCUUGCUCCACCCCCACCCACUU